CUCCGGCCUGCCCUGGACUCUCUGCUUCUGAGUUGGCUUCGUCAGUCGAUCGAUGCAAUCGUCUUCGUGACACCCGACCCCCAUCCGGCCUUACUUUGUUAACAGACUUCUGUUCUUCUUUCGCGCGCGACACAUGGAUCGGCACCACCACGCGGAGUUAGGACAGGCAGGAAGGGUGAGGGACCGCGGCGGUUCCUCGUGGCUCACCCUUUUUGGUUUUUGCCUCCUCACCGGUAACACCGUCAUGGCCCUCUACCGCUCGAGAGACGACUUCUGGAGCAUCUCCUUCGUUGGUUUCUCCUACUUAAAUCUCGUCUUGCUCUUCUCCUUCCUGAGGUGGUUUGAGCGAGUGCCAGAGAGCCCUAGAAGACAUCGCAUGAAGGUCGCCGUCUGGUUGCUGACCACGCUGCUCACGGCCAUGUUCGCCUACAAGGUGGUCGCAGUCAUGCCAUUCCCGGUGGCGGUGCUCGUGUGGGCGAUGGCCAGUGCCACGGCGUUCGGCUUUUAUGCCUUCUUCAUCUACGAGGACGAAUAGGCCGGCGUAUUAGAUCGUACGGGACCUAUAUUCGAUCUUCAUACUCUAGAGAAAGGUAGAUUUUUUUUUUCUUUUCGAACCAAAAAGGUAUCAUGCAUGUAAUCAAAUGAGACGUUGAAAAGCCUCAUACAAGAGAACUGCCGGACACAUGUAUUAAACAAAUCAAAUGUGAUGUGCCAAAUAUGA
This is a messenger RNA of Sorghum bicolor (sorghum), 721 nucleotides long. RefSeq lists its product as uncharacterized. The record is from RefSeq and is a predicted model, not a curated record. The transcript is spliced from 2 exons. Lineage: Eukaryota; Viridiplantae; Streptophyta; Magnoliopsida; Poales; Poaceae. The coding region runs from base 134 to 535 and encodes 133 amino acids.